UUCUGUCGAAUAAAGCACGCAAGAAAAAAAUAGAACACUUAUCUUUUAUUGAUGCAACCAAAUGCAAGUUUCCAUUUCGUCCAAUUGGUCUAUUUCGAUGCCUAUCACGCUUUUUUGCUUUUUUUUCAUGGUUUUCUGGACUCUCUCCGAUUUGACAUUGUCAUGAAAGCGCUGCGAGAGAAAGAGGUUAUCAGAAACGCAUCUAUCAAUUGUCUUGGCCUCAAUCUGCUAACUUACACAGGCUCUCUGGCUGCCUAUUAUUGCUUCUUCUUGCGGUUUGUAACUUGGAUCACCACUCGCUGCGCUUCUUCUCCUAAAGAGCUCCAAGUCGUCAUUUUUCUAAACAAAUUUUAUUUUAUUGUUACAGACACUAUUUUUUGUGUAUUUUGGCUUGUGUUGGUUUACGCGUUCAGUUUCUUGGUGUCAAGUCGGUGGAAUGCGGUCAUUGUCGAUAGUCUUCACAGUACCGGACACGCCUACACUGCUUCAAGCAAGCGAUUUAUUAUUACUAUUUCCGAUGAAAUCCUGUACAUCGCGCGCAUGAUUGCCUUUAUGACUACUAACGCCCUUAUCGGCUUUGUUCCCUAUAUUGGGCCAUAUGCCUCUUUUGUGCUCAAUUGCUGGAUGACUUCCUUUUACUCCUUUGAAGCAGCUUGGAGGAAGAAAAAUUAUCAAAAAACCUCCUCUACUUACUUGAUCUGGUUAGAAAAGGACUGGGCUUAUUUUGCCGGAUUCGGCUUCAUUCUAACACUAUUCACCAUGCGCUUCUCAAUAAUGACAUCCUUGUCGAUAUUCUCAGCAGUAUUCCCGGCAUUUAUCAUCAUGGCUGCCAAUCCAGAGGCUUUCGCCUGGAGAAAGGACAAGCGCUACAUUUAUAAAAUUUUUCCUCAGUCGAUAAAAUUCUUUGAAGUUGCCAGAAACACAACCGAUUACGUAACCAGUGGUCUUUUGAGUCUUUUCAUCAUUUGAAAUGUGAUCCGAAACCUCUUCUGGUAACAGACGCUAAAUUUUCUACAAAUAUUUUUUUAGCCAGAAAUUCAUCAUUUACAUUGUACAGUAUCCAAAAAAAAAAUUAUAAUUUUAUCAUUUUGCAUCUCACUGCUGCUCAUAUGAGGUACGUUUUUUUUUGAAUUAGGCGUGUCUGAACCGCUGCACCAAAAAUGAUGAUUUUUUUUUUUACAGUUAUCCCUGACUGAAAGGCGUGAAUCCUAGUCUCAAAUUGGCCAGAUGCUAUCGAUGAACCGAGCAUUGGUAUUCCAGAACUAUAUUACUUCGGACUGUGAGGGGGGGAAGAACGACACUCCUCAAAAUCAAAAAAUUUACACUUUUUCGAACUUUAUAUCUUUUCUCCUGCGUUCUUUGCACCAUGGAAUGGAUACGCCCUUUGAAGCAGCCUAUAAGUGGUCAAGUACCUAUCGAUUUUUAGGGAUAUUUGUAUUCGACCGAAGUGUUCUUAGCUUGAAUAAAUAUUUCUUUAGGGGCCCUCAAAAAUGCAGGACUGGUUUGCCAGUCUACAAUCUACCUGACGGUUGCCCUUUUUGUGUAAGCGUAAA
Schistocerca gregaria is the source of this 1553-nucleotide messenger RNA. RefSeq lists its product as uncharacterized. Gene Ontology annotation, cellular component: endoplasmic reticulum. Lineage: Eukaryota; Metazoa; Arthropoda; Insecta; Orthoptera; Acrididae. The coding region runs from base 52 to 969 and encodes 305 amino acids. Gene Ontology annotation, biological process: macroautophagy. The record is from RefSeq and is a predicted model, not a curated record. The transcript is spliced from 2 exons.